Cydia pomonella (codling moth) is the source of this 2265-nucleotide messenger RNA. Its product is annotated as neurofilament heavy polypeptide-like. Gene Ontology annotation, molecular function: nucleic acid binding; zinc ion binding. The transcript has a single exon. The record is from RefSeq and is a predicted model, not a curated record. Bases 1 to 2265 code for a protein of 754 amino acids. Lineage: Eukaryota; Metazoa; Arthropoda; Insecta; Lepidoptera; Tortricidae.
AUGGCAAGUCAAAAUAAUAAAAACACAAACCUAAACGGCCCUUCUCAGGGCCACACUGAAAACGGUCCUUCUCAGGACCACACCAUUGAAGACGGAAGGAUGGGCGCUACAAGCGCUGGUAAUGAGGGAACAGCCGGCGGCGUUUCUGAACUGAACGCGACGCCUUCACGGCUACGCCUGCGGGCAUGCCGAGUCUCGCUUGAACGUCUGGACGGAGUGAUGGACACAAGUGCUCUCUCGGACAACACAGACACGGAUUCGAGCCUAUCGACCGUGAAAACGAGGUCUAGGUCUGGAUCUGAAUCCAGUUCCUCGUCGUUUGGCCGCUUCUGGGCUGAAGAGAGUCAAAAGAGGAAGCGGACAGAGCUCUCGGAGCCCAGUGACGAAGAGCCGGAGGCGAAAAAAUCUGCCGAGAAAAUCCAAACAAAGGGUAGCCCCAUAACUACUGGGAAAUUUGCGGGCUUGGGCAAGACCCGAGAAGCCUACAAAUUGGCGAAGGAAGAAUUCCGCCGGCAGGCUGCCGAAAAGGCUGAGGCGGAUUUAGAAAACAUGACCAUCCGCAUGCGGCCAACCGCGGAGCGCAGAGUUGCGCACAGUACAGAGGGAGAGAGUCAGCUUAUGUCGGCUCUAAACGUACAAGUCCUCGACAGCGUGGCUGUAAUAAACAAAGUAGUUGCUACGUCCGGGAACCUGAAAGGUACCUUUCAGCGGAAGCUAAAGGAAGCGGCCACUGCAAUAGCAGACUUUGCCGAAGUGAUGCUCGAACGCACCACCAACGAAGAGACGAAGCUGCUGCAGCGGACUGUCGCUCGACUGCAAGCGCAGCUAGCAGACCUCCAAAAGGAGCAGGAGGAACUAAGGAAGGAACUGCGACUCGCAAGAGCAGCUCCAUCCCCGCUGUCACCGGCCUCACAACAGUCGCUUGUGACUCCAUCUAGCGCUUCCCAACAGGAUGCGGAGCAAACGAUGAUGGUGAAAGUGGGGAAAAUGAUGAACGCCCGUCUGGAAGCCCUAGAGGACAGGCUUCUUCCAGCGAAGACUAUGCGGCCUCCACUGGCCGCAGAUAAGGCAAAAAAGACGGCCCAACCUCCCUCUCAGGUGGACAACAGGCAGGCUGCAGCAACAUCUCGUACAGCCCCGGCGGUUCAACCCGUCGCUGGACCUAGCGGGCUGAACAAAUCGAAGGCACCCAAUGUUCCGCAACAGUCUUCUGCUCCUGGUAGUGAGAGGAAGAAAGCGGCGACAAAAAAGGGAAAGAAGAAGGGAAAGACGGCUCAACCCGCGCCAGCACCGCGAGAGCCUCGUCCAUUACCGCCUGCUCCGGCCAACGUGGAUGAGACCUGGACAAAGGUGGUUAAGAAGGGAAAAAAUAAGAAGACAACGGCUCCGCCACCGCAGAAAGCAGCUCCUAAAAAGGCCCGCAAACUGCGACCUCCACGCUCAGCGGCGAUUGUCCUCACGCUGAAGCCGGAAGCUGAGGAGGGCAAAACUACUUAUGGGGACAUUUUAAAGGAGGCCAGGACAAAGAUUGACCUAAACGAGCUGCAGAUUCAAGGAGUUCGGUUCAAGAGGGCAGUCACGGGGGCGACCAUUAUCGAGGUCCCUGGUGCAGCCAGCGGCGAAAAAGCUGAUGCUCUCGCCGACCAAUUGAGAGAGAAACUGAAUAAAGAAGUAGUCCAAGUUUCGAGACCAACAAAAACCGCAGAAGUGCGCAUCUCAGGGCUAGAUGACUCUGUCACGCCGGAAGAGGUGAAAGAAGCCGUGGUCAAAAUGGGUGGGUGCCACAUAGACCAAAUAAAGUGUGGCGAAAUCCGUAGGGACUUCUCAGGCCUGGGUUCCAUCUGGGUUCGUUGCCCCAUUACGGUGAUUAAAAAGUUGACCGACAGUGGCCGACUACUUGUUGGAUGGGUAUCGGCAAGGGUACAACUGCUGGACCAAAAGCCCAUGCGCUGCUUCCGCUGCCUCGGAGCCGGCCACGUGCGUGCGCAGUGUAGGGCUCAAGAGGACCGGAGUGACUUAUGUUACCGCUGCGGCCAGUCCGGCCAUAAGGCGGCCACGUGCUCUGCCACGCCGCACUGCGUUAUUUGCGCGGCUGCCAAUAAAUCGGCAGGACACAUGAUUGGGAGCAAGACGUGCGCUGCUUCCAAAAUCAACAAGAAGGGAAAGAAGAAUAGCGAUGGCUUUCGAGCCCCCUCGCAAUCUGUCCACCAACCCGCCACUGAUGCGGCCGAGGACGAGCAGGCAGCGCUAAUGGAAACCACAUAA